AUGAAGGAGACCACUGAAGGUUACCUGACAAAAGACGUUAAACACACUGUUAAUACCGUCCCUGCCUACUUCAACAAUGCCCAGCGGCAAGCAACCAAGGAUGCCGGUGCAAUUGCCAAGCUGGAUGUUCUCCGUGUUAUCAACGAACCCACCGCUGCUGCUUUGGCAUAUGGUCUAGAUCAAGAAGAAUCACGGUUGAUCGCGAAGUGGGAGACUUCACAUCAGGAGGGUCCACAAUAA
Molecule: messenger RNA, 240 nt
Organism: Puccinia triticina
Lineage: Eukaryota; Fungi; Basidiomycota; Pucciniomycetes; Pucciniales; Pucciniaceae
Exons: 3
Coding region: 1-240 (79 amino acids)
Biological process (GO): protein refolding; cellular response to unfolded protein
Cellular component (GO): cytoplasm; mitochondrion
Molecular function (GO): misfolded protein binding; heat shock protein binding; ATP binding
Source: RefSeq, a predicted model, not a curated record